AUGGCAGACAAACAAGUCGAUAGCGAAAUGAACGGCGAAGAUUUCACCAAGGAUGUUACCACCAAUGAUGUGGCGAGCUCUGAAAAUGGUGAUUCGACCGCCGCUGCCGGUGCUGCAAAUGGCAGUUCUGAAAAUGCAGCUGCUGCGGGUAACCAGCGUGAUGACGACAGGAAACUAUUUGUUGGCGGCCUCAGUUGGGAAACGACUGAGAAGGAACUGCGCGAUCAUUUUGGCAAGUUCGGUGAGAUCGAGAGCAUUAAUGUAAAAACAGAUCCUCAAACGGGCAGAUCGCGUGGCUUUGCCUUCAUUGUGUUCACCAACACAGAGGCAAUUGAGCAAGUGAGUGCCGCUGAGGAGCACAUCAUCAACAGCAAGAAGGUUGAUCCCAAAAAGGCAAAGGCGCGCCAUGGCAAGAUAUUUGUGGGUGGCCUGACUACAGAGAUAAGCGAUGAGGAAAUCAAAACCUACUUCAGUCAAUUUGGCAAUAUUGUUGAGGUGGAGAUGCCAUUUGACAAGCAAAAGUCACACCGCAAGGGCUUCUGUUUUAUUACCUUCGAUUCAGAGCAGGUGGUUACCGAUUUGCUGAAAACGCCCAAACAGAAAAUCUCUGGCAAGGAAGUUGAUGUUAAGCGCGCAACGCCAAAACCGGAGAAUCAAAUGAUGGCCAUGCGUGGCGGUGCGCGAGGUGGCAUGCGAGGUGGACGCGGUGGAUACGGACGUGGUGGUUAUUCCCAUCAAUGGGAUGGCCAGGGUUCGUAUUCGGGCUAUGGCGGCUAUGGUGGUUAUGGUUCCGGUGGCUUUGCCGAUUACUAUGCCGGUGGCUACUAUAAUGGAUAUGACUAUGGUUAUGGCGGCGGCGGCGGCGGAUUUAAUGGUGGCAAACAACGCGGCACUGGACGCCAGCCACGACACCAGCCCUACUAGGCGGGGGCCGUUUUGGAGUCCGAACACAUCUACUUAUAACUGCAAACUAUUUGAAUUUAACUUAGUUUAGUUUGUUAUGCAUACUACAAAUCCACACAGACACAGACACCUACAUCCACUCACACACACAGACACACACAACAACGCCUAUAAAGCGACUGCAGGGCAGACCUCAUAUUCUCAUGGCAAGUCUAGCGGCGCAGAUAUACAACCACAAUACACACUUGUUGUGUGGCACCAUUCCAACAACAACAACAAAAACAACAACCAACACCACAGCGGAAGCGGCAACUACAACCUGGCCAAGAAACAACGCAUCUUUUAUAUAUAUAUAAAUAUAUAUACACUAACACACACAAAGAGAGAGAGAGAGAGAGAGAGAGGGAAAGAAAUAUAUACAGGAUAGAGAGUUAGGCUUGGAGAAAUGUAAUUUUUUUUAGCAAGUGGCUAAUUUUUCAUAGCCACACGCUCGUUAAGCCAGCAUUGCCCACCAACAGAAACCCCACACAGUACCACAAUAUUAUGCUACACUCACUUUGUGUGUGCGCGCAUGUGUGUGUGUGUGUGUGUAUGUGUGGGGCUAAACUAAUUUGUUUUUUUUUCUAAUGUAGUCUCAUACAUUAUGCGAGGUAAUUGUUUAACUUGUAAGCAGGGUCAGGCAUACAGGAGAUAUACCCACACACAACAUACACACACACAACAUACACACACACACACUCACACACGCAUGAAUACAAACAUUAAGAGACACACACACACACUCACACAUACACAUACGAAAUACAGAUAAAACGGCAACACAGUUUAAUAGUAACAGUAAAUACAUUAUAUAAAAUACAAUAGUCGUUAAGUAUUUGUUUAAACUUAAUUAAUUAAUAACUGUAAUAUGUAAUGCAUAAUUAUCAUAAUGCAACGCUAGGCAGCUGGCGCUCCUGCGGUGCGGGCGGGCUAUCUUUUUUAAAGCGGAUGCACCAUAAUGGCAAACGUUUCGCAUUGUCCAAGUCCGCUUGAAACUACAACAAACAACAAAUCCACCAAAUUACAAAUAACAAAUGAUUUUUCCGAUAUAACUGGUAAA
Molecule: messenger RNA, 2002 nt
Organism: Drosophila virilis
Lineage: Eukaryota; Metazoa; Arthropoda; Insecta; Diptera; Drosophilidae
Gene: sqd
Product: RNA-binding protein squid
Biological process (GO): regulation of gene expression
Cellular component (GO): nucleoplasm; chromatin
Molecular function (GO): RNA binding
Source: RefSeq, a predicted model, not a curated record